AUGAAUUUUAUUUUUUACUUCUGUUUAUUACAAAAUGUGUUAAAUACAAAAAUUAAGAGACCUUAAGUAUCUAUAUUCAAUGAGACUCUUACACCAAGUACUUACAUUUCAGAAUCUUAAGAAGUAAUUGAAAUUCAAUAUGGAAAGUAAUUUAACUAACUAAAAUUUAGUAUUCUAAACAUAUUUUCUAUAAAUUUACAUAAAAGAAUAAGUGGAGAAAUUAAUGACGUCAACAUUAAUUUAGUUGAAUUUGAGAAAAUUGAUCAUUAUAAUAAUGAAGAUUGCCAAAUAAUUCAAAGAAAUAUUGAUAUAAGAAUGUAAUUAAAACUUUGGCUUGACAAAACAGGUAUAAAAGAAGGAAAAUAUAUCAUGGAUAUUGCAAUAUCUGAAAAAUAUAGUUUAGCUUUUAUAGUUAGAAAUGAUUACAAAUUAUUUUCAGUAAAUUUUAAUUCAUCUGCAUAUGGAAUUUAUUUAAGAACAUUUGAUUAUUCUUUUGAAAAUACUUUGAAUAUUAAAGUGUAAAACUUAGAUGAGACUCCUUAUUUAAUUAUUGAUGAUCAAUCGAAUAAAGUCUUCAUCUUUACACAACAUUAAGGUGUUAGUUUUAAUAUAGAGCUUGAUACUCAUAAAGAAAUAUAAUUUAAUUUCGAAGAUUAGAUAUAAAAAAGAGAUAAAAUAUAUUCUGUUCAUUAUAACAAUAAAUAUCAUUUAGUUUUUGUAGCAGCAGGUUAUUAAGGAGUAGAUAUUUAUAAGAUAAUAAAUGGAUCUAUAAUUUUAUAAUAAAAUUUAAAUUCUUAACUUCGAAACUACAGGUAAAUAGUAGAUAUUAAAAGUGAUGGUGAAGAUGGUUUAUUUAUUCUAGAUAGAGAAUAAGGUUUAAAAUUUUAUUAAAUAAGAAAUGAAUUUGAAUAUGAAUAUUAAUUUUUAAUUAAUGUUCCUGAUUCUAAAAGUUUUGAUUUUAAUAACAAUACAUUUUUCAUUAUUGCUAAAACAAGUAAAAAGUAAGAUUAUGUUUUGGAGAUAUUUGUUAAUAAAUAAGAUACUUAAUAUUAUAUUAAUAAUCACUAUUUUGAUGAUAUGAUUAUAAAUGAUGUUAAUGUAUUAGAGUAAUAUGCUAUUUUAAUAGGAAAUAAUAAACAUAAAAUUGUUUAUCAUUCAAUUUAUUCAGGUAUAAUUUAAUAUUAUAUUAGGUUUCAUUGAAUAAAAGAUAGUUUCUCAUAAAUCCUUUUAUGAACCUUAAUUAAUUAAAACAAAGAAAUUUAAAUAAAAUAGAAUAGAUAAUCCUAAUUUAUAAAGUGUAGCUGUUAUUGGAAGAUAGGAAUUUUAAAUUAUAAAUUUUAUAGUGAACACUCCAAUUAUAAAAUGUAAUAUGAAUAAGUAAAUUAAGAAUUAAUUUCUUGCUGAGAUUAAUUCUACAAGAUGUAUUAAUGAUCAUAUUGAAACAAAUACUUAGAAAUAGUUAACAUUAUGUAAAAUUUAUCAUUCAUUUACAAUAUAGAAAUAAAAUGUAUGUAUCUAAAUUUUAACAUUAGUUAGUAUAGAAUUAAGUAAAGAAUGUUUUGAAUAUUGUAUUAUGUUGGUCAUUUGUUAUAGUUUUUUACUUAAGAUACUUUGCAAAGAGUAGAAAAUUUACUGGUUUAAAAAUUGAUCAAAGUAUUUAGUUGAAUAAUGGUUAUGAUUAAGAAAUGGUUGAAUAAAUUUAAUUAAUUACAUGA
Paramecium pentaurelia is the source of this 1715-nucleotide messenger RNA. NCBI's taxonomy places the organism in Eukaryota, Ciliophora, Oligohymenophorea, Peniculida, Parameciidae. The record is from the annotation of a GenBank genome assembly.